Molecule: messenger RNA, 2914 nt
Organism: Momordica charantia (bitter melon)
Lineage: Eukaryota; Viridiplantae; Streptophyta; Magnoliopsida; Cucurbitales; Cucurbitaceae
Source: RefSeq, a predicted model, not a curated record
CCAGCGCUUAAGAUCGGAGAUUUACUAAAAAGAAAUUGGCAUUGGCACCGCGGUGGAAAAAUCCUGACGCCCACAUCUUGAGCCGCUGUGUCGCCGUUUCACUGAAAUUCACUGAAAUUUUUGUCCCCCGUAUUUCUCGAAUUCUCUCUCAACUAUUCCUUUGCAUAUUCCUUCGUAUUUGCCGAACACAAGGCCACAGUGACACACCCGCGGAGCCGGAGAUGCGAAGCUAAUGCGCUACUCCAUGUUCGGCGAGGUUACUUUGGACAACUGGGUUGAAUUUUAGGAACAUUUUUAUUUCUUUGUUUUGAUAUCUAUCGGCUGAACUGUGGGUACCCACUGACUGUUUGAUAUGAGUGGUGCUCCGAAGAGGUCCCAUGAUGAUGGUGGUCACUCUUCAUCUUCCAAAUAUCCCCACGAUGAUUCGAGUCCCUAUCGGAAGCUUCCUUCAUCACUUCCAAUGCAGUAUCGUCCCUCCUUUGAGAUGGGUCAGGACACUCCAAUGUCAAAGAUUCCCCGCACGGAAUCCCGCGAUGGAGAUAGAAGAUCCCCGCUGCACUCAAUGUUUCGAAUGCCAUCGUCCUCUAAUGAUCCUCAUGUAGAUCAUUCUGCUGCUUCAGAAAGCYGGCCGGAGCUGCGGGACUCCAAGGACGGCGGAGACCUCAGGUUUGAGAAUCGGGAUUCGAGAGUGGAGGCUCGAGAGCUGUUUGGUGACGAGAGGAGGGAUUCUCAAGCUGUGAAGUUGGAGAAGGAAACGAGAUACGAGAGUAGAUUGGACGAUAUUAAGGAAAUGAAAUAUGACAGAGAUAGUUAUAACGAUUACAAGGGUGAAUUGAAGUCAGAAAAAGAGAUUUAUGGAUCAGCAUCCAGUCAUUUGAACUGGAAAGAAUCAAAAGAAUACCAUAGAGGAAAGAGAUAUCCUGAAACUUCAGUUGGAAGCAUGGAACCCUGGCAUGUUUCACGCACCAAUUCCCAGAGUGCAGCUGAGGCUGCAAAAGAAGCCCUGACUACUGACGAGAAAGAGUAUGUUGAAACAAGGGAGGCUGUUGGAGAGAACAAAAUAGAUUCAAAAGGUGAAGAUAAAUUUAAAGAGAAGGACAGGAAAAGGAAAGACACAAAGCAGCGGGAUUGGGGUGAUAAAGAAAAGGAAAGAAAUGAUCAUAGGAGCAGUACUCAAGCAACAAAUAGCAAUAUUGAGCCGAAAGACUUGUCAAAGGAAGAAAGAGAUACAGACAGGUGGGAGAGGGACCGGAAAGAUACCUCGAAAGACAAGGAAAGACCUCGUGAAAGGGAAAAAGACCAUGCGAAGAGAGAAUCAUGGAAUGGGAUGGAUAAGGAGACUUCACACCUUGAGAAGGAGUCAGGUGAAGUAUCUGUGAGAAUGGUGGAGCAGGAUAAUCCAAUUUCAGAUCAAAAAAAGCAAAAAGAUUAUGAUAGCUGGAAAAAUGCCGAUAGAGAGGGUAGAGAGAGGAAGAAAGAGAGGGAUGCAGACAUUGAGGGAGAUCGACCAGAAAAGCGUAGUAGGUGUCAUGAAAAAGAGUCAGAUGAGGGAUGUGCAGAUGUUGAAGGGACUUUAGACAGGGAGAGAGAGGUUUAUAAUUAUGGUGUUCAACAGCGGAGGAGGAUGCAACGUUCAAGGGGAAGCCCUCAAGUAGUGAAUCGAGAACCUCGCUUUAGGCCCCGUGCUCAAGAUAAUGAAGGGUCAGGGGUGGACAACUGUGGGGAACGGAUGUGUACACGUAUGAUUCAGAUCUUGUCGCUGUUCUCAUGCAUACAGGCUACUGUCGACCAACAGCUUCUCCUCCUCCACCUGCAAUCCAGGAGUUGCGUGCAACAAUCAGAGUAUUACCUCCACAAGAUUGUUACAUUUCUACUCUACGAAAUAAUGUUCGAUCUCGAGCUUGGGGAGCUGCUAUUGGCUGUAGUUAUUGUGUCGAAAGAUGCUGCAUUGUGAAGAAAGGAGGUGGAGCCAUUGACCUUGAGCCGUGUCUUACCCAUACAUCUGCAGUUGAGCCCACACUUGCUCCUGUGGCCGUUGAGCGAACAAUGACUACAAGGGCUGCAGCUUCUAAUGCAUUGCGUCAACAAAGGUUUGUAAGRGAAGUUACGAUUCAGUACAACCUCUGCAAUGAACCAUGGAUCAAAUACAGUAUAAGUAUUGUUGCUGACAAAGGCUUAAAAAAGCCCCUUUAUACAUCUGCACGGUUGAAGAAGGGAGAAGUUUUGUAUCUAGAAACCYAUUCGUGCAGGUAUGAACUCAGCUUUUCUGGAGAGAAAAUGGUGAAAACCAUUGCAGCAUCUCAGGGSCAUGAAGCCGAAGCCGAGAAAUCUCAGAAUCACUUUGUGCACUGCCCAAAUGGUGAUAGAACUGAUAAUGAUAAUACUUUGAUUGAUGUGUUUCGGUGGUCUCGCUGUAAGAAGCCACUGCCCCAGAAGGUUAUGCGUUCUAUUGGUAUUCCACUGCCUUCCGAACACAUGGAGGUACUUGAGGAUAAUCUAGACUGGGAAGAUGUGCAGUGGUCACAAACUGGCGUUUGGAUAGCUGGAAAAGAGUAUCUACUUGCUCGUGUGCAUUUCCUAUCCAUGAAUUAGUUACAUUUUUAUGUUUUAUUUUGUGAUUCUUAGAUGUAUGAGAAUAUGUAUCAAAUAGUGAUAUUUCAGAGUAGUAUGAUGYUAUUUCAACCGUGCGAAAAUUCCAUGCGGAAAACUGGACUCUUGUUCUUGCAUCGCAUUAUUAUAUUCACAAAACUAGACUUGGAGUUGGUGUUUAGUUUAAUUUCUUCAUCAAGCAUCCAACACCCUUCAACUUUUUGGGAGUGCCUGAAUGAUUUGACAUCUUAUGUAAUUACCUUGCCCCAUCCCGUUGCCAUCUUGGAUGAUCUAUUUGAUAUUCAUGAAGGUAGUAGCUUUGAAA